Trichoderma reesei QM6a is the source of this 336-nucleotide messenger RNA. RefSeq lists its product as uncharacterized. The transcript has a single exon. Bases 1 to 336 code for a protein of 111 amino acids. Lineage: Eukaryota; Fungi; Ascomycota; Sordariomycetes; Hypocreales; Hypocreaceae. The record is from RefSeq and is a predicted model, not a curated record.
AUGGCCAACAUUCAGAUCUUGACCCAGCCUGCUCAGGCCAACGCCAACCGAACCUUGUCCCCAGCCAUCGAGCUUCAUCAGCAGGUUGCCACAGAGCCAAACCUGUACUUUGCACACGCGGCGCUAUAUGACGCUGCAGGAACGGCCGUCUCGGGCGUUCUCCAGGGCGACGUGAGUGCCACCGGCACGCCGACGGACGGGGGCCUCAACUACUCCUUUGCCAAUCUGAAGAUCACGGCUCCUGGACAAUACUAUGUCCUGGUGAAUAUCUUUGAGCAAAGCAAUGGCGCAAACUACCUGGGCGAGGCCAGGUCGAAUCUCAUCACCGUCGUUUAA